Oppia nitens is the source of this 1128-nucleotide messenger RNA. RefSeq lists its product as uncharacterized. Lineage: Eukaryota; Metazoa; Arthropoda; Arachnida; Sarcoptiformes; Oppiidae. The coding region runs from base 1 to 1128 and encodes 375 amino acids. The transcript is spliced from 3 exons. The record is from RefSeq and is a predicted model, not a curated record.
AUGAUAGAUACAAAAAAUCUUGUUUUUAUUUAUCCUCGAUAUGAGACUCCGUUUGUUGUGUCAAUUAAUCCAAAUUACAGUAAAUGGAUGGACAGGUAUUGCACUCAAUGGGCAGUCGACAAUUGUGGUCAAAUGGGUCAACACAAUCGCUAUCGUCGUGCUAUAGAAAAUAGUGACUGUGGUUUGUUUGCUGCCGUCACAUAUCCCGGAGCUAAUUGGCACAGAUGUGAGAAAUUAAUGAAAUGGUCGCUAAUUUUUUUCAUAUGCGAUGAUUAUCAUGACAUUUGUAUUGAUGGAAACGGUCAUCAAAUACAAUGUCAGCUCUUUUGGCACGAAUUAAGCGAAGCGUUGGACACUUUUUUGAUGCCCCGAUAUUACAGUCGACAAGAAUGGCCAGUAUUUGUAAGGGCUGUCCAACAGAUACUGCGAGAAAUUUUCUUUGAUUAUAGUCCACAACAGAUUGAGCGGUCAGUUAAUGCUAUUAAAAAUUAUAUUACGGGAAAUGUAGGCGAAAGUGAAUGGACAGAUCAUAGCAUCAAUUGGGAUAACUAUCUUCAAGCCAGGUUGGGUUCAGUAGGCGGUCACAUGGCGUUACAGUUUAUAGAGUACGCAAAAAAUAUUGAACUAAAGGACAGGGAGUGGAACCACCCGUUCAUUCAAUUAUUGAAUCGUUUUGUGUCCGAAGAGAUUAUACUAAUCAAUGAUUACUAUACGUUUCGUAAGGAAGUCCAGGAAAACAACGAUAACUUCUAUCAAAUGAGACACCCGUUUGCACUGUUUGUCACUAACGAUGGUAUGACACUACAAGAGGCUGUCGAUAAAGUAUAUGAAAUGAUUGUUCAUAAAGACAAACAAAUUAUUGCACAAAUUGAUGCAAUUAAAAGAUGUGAUCAAUUAAGACAGGGAUUAGCUGUGAAAGAGUAUAUCAAUGGUGUCAACGAGUUUUUGGGCGGCUAUUGGAGGCAUGCGGUAACCGCACGACGAUAUCAUGGACUCAUAUUUAAUCAGGUCUUACCACCGGAGGGUCAAUUCAUUUAUGAUUCAAACAAAACAAUUAUUAAAUCUAUUGAUGAAAAACAUAUUCACUAUAAUUGGUUGAAAAGUGUACCUGAUAAUGUGCAAGUUUAA